Molecule: messenger RNA, 1665 nt
Organism: Postia placenta MAD-698-R-SB12
Lineage: Eukaryota; Fungi; Basidiomycota; Agaricomycetes; Polyporales; Adustoporiaceae
Exons: 3
Coding region: 1-1665 (554 amino acids)
Molecular function (GO): zinc ion binding; nucleic acid binding
Source: RefSeq, a predicted model, not a curated record
AUGUUACAGGAGUGCAAAGAACUCAGUGAGACGAGCUUACUGGAGGAAGGAUCCCAUCUUCGAAGAGUCGUGGAAAUUUGCCAGUCCCUCUCCGUGAAGGAACCCAACCCGGACGAUAGCGCAGACGCAACGCAUAUCUUUUUCACUGAAGAAAGGGCUGUCGCUGUUGCCACCGCAAUUCGUACGGGCCCAGAGAUGACCAGAGGCAUCAAUAUAGGAUCAAACAACUCAUCCACCAUCACGUCGAACAACGCAGUAAACCCGGUUCCCUUGGGACUACCAGCCCUCGCAGGAUCUCCCCUUCUCCAGUACGACCGAGCAGACUGUUGCUUCGUCACCACCACAAGAAGGACUCCCAUCUAUCCUCGAGGCGGCUCCUGGGUUCGCGCAGAAGGUUCCAACCCGCAGAUCGUCGCCCAUCAACAGCUUGUCAGCUAUUACCAGAGACACCCUCCCGCUCACCCAGAAGACGUAUUCGCCACCCUACGAAUCAACGUUGAGCCAGCACAAAUAACAGAGAACCUACAGUCACCUGUUAACGAACAAUCGUUCAAACUCCCGGACGUUCAGUACGUUCCCAUUGAGGCUCCAGACACCGAACCACCACCUGUUUCAUUCGCACCAACCAACGCACUGGUUGAACCUCCGAUGACGACGUUCACUCAAGCAGACAUCGAUCAGUGCAUCGUGGCUGCUCUCGAUACAUACCGACUUCAACAAUCAACCGCCAAUCGACCCCUCCACCUCGACAUCCCCGCUCCGGAACCCUUCAGCGGAAAGGCAGAGGAUCUUAGACGCUUCCUUCAAUGCGUCCUUUCCUACUUCGUUGCCACCAACAACACCAGACUUAGCGAUGAAGCAAAGAUCGCCUUCACGGUAGCAUUGAUGAGGAAGGACCUAGGGAAGACGUGGGCGGACACAUACUACGAGAAGUCGGCAGGGGGAGUCCAGGUCUAUCCUGAUUGGGCAGCCUUCGCCACCGCCCUUGAGGAAGCGUUUCCUGAGCACGGAACGCGAAUCAAGGCGCACCAAAUCCUGAUGAAGCUGCCCGAACGACAGAAGAACAAGAAGACGGCGCUCUCCCUUGGAAACUACGUCACCCGCUUCGAGCAGCUAGCAUCGAAAGCCCAGCUCAAGGACGCUGAAGUCAAUGGCGUCAACCGCACCGAGAAUGACUAUCACACUCUCCACGCCAACUUCAUCAAGGGACUUCCGAAGGAGCUCUACGUCUCUCUCGCAACUAGGGUCGCUAGAGACCGACCCAACACCAUGAAAGCCUGGUACGACGAAGUCCGAAACGCCGACGCUGCCAAACAAGGGGCCCUCACCGUCACAGACACCAGGGACUACAGUGAGCCAAUGGAUAUCGACGCCACUGCAGUCGCGGCAACCUUUGCCUCCACAUUGGGAGGAAGGAAGUGGGAACUAGGAGCCGUUCUCAAUGAGGCCGACUGGAAGCUCCACAGGGACGGGAACCUGUGCUUCUACUGCCACAUCAAGGGCCACAGUGCCAAGGAUUGCCGCAAGAAAGCGGCCACACGACAAGGGGGUGGGAGGCCGAACCAGGGAGGAUCUGGGAAGGACGACUUCCGUGCCAGAAUCAAGGCACUCUCCGCUGACGAGAAGUGGGAGCUGUAUGAAGAACUUACGAUGGAGGAUUUUUGA